Molecule: messenger RNA, 1029 nt
Organism: Cornus florida
Lineage: Eukaryota; Viridiplantae; Streptophyta; Magnoliopsida; Cornales; Cornaceae
Exons: 3
Coding region: 1-1029 (342 amino acids)
Molecular function (GO): zinc ion binding
Source: RefSeq, a predicted model, not a curated record
AUGGAGGGAUCAGAUCACAGGUUUUAUGUGAGGCAUCUUUAUGAGAAUUUCAAGCUUGGAUUUAAAGGCCAGCAAUUAAAGAUUCAAUUAUGGGAGGCUGCAAGGGCAUACACUGAAGCAGAUUUCCAACAACACUUGAGAAAAAUGAAAGAGUUAAAUGUUGAAGCUCAUGAUUGGUUGACAAAGGUGCCAGUUCAUUUGUGGUCAAGGUCAGCCUUCAUUGACACUUCAAAAAAUAAUAUACUUAUUAAUAACAUUUGUGAGAGUUGGAAUGCUGUAAUCCUUGAAGCAAGAGAUAAGCCGAUCAUAUACAUGCUUGAGUGGAUUAGAAGGCAUUUAAUGUUAAGGUUUCAGUAUAUCCAAAAAGCAUUCAACAAAGUGAAACAACAAGCUUCCAUGUGUAAGGUUCACUAUGUUGGUGAUGACAAGUACGAAGUUCAAUGCUAUGGAAUCAGUAAGGCUGUUAACCUUGACAGACAUACCUGCAGCUGUAAAGUUUGGAACUUAACUGGUAUUACUUGUAGGCAUGCAGUGGCAUGUAUAUUUACUAAAAGGGACACUCUAGAGUCAUAUGUUCACCCAUUUUAUUACAGAGAAACUUAUAUGAAGUGUUAUGGUGGUAUGAUCCUUCCCAUUCCAAUGGGAAUGUUGAUGAAAAUUGACAGCAUUGACACAUUGCUUCCACCACACUAUAGGAAACCCACUAGUAGGCCAAAGAAGGCUAGGAACAAGAAGAAUGAUGAUCCCAAAGGUUCUACCAAACUUAGCAAAUCAAAGGAAAGUUUGAAAUGUUCCGAGUGCAAGGAAAAUGGUCAUAACUCAAGGACUUGCAAAAUACCUAAGCCAUUGGUCAUUGACAGACCUCCACCAAGAAGGAGUGGUAGACCACCAAGUGUUGGAAGAGGGAGAGCAAGAGGACCUAAUGGGAUGUCUGUAAGAGUAAGAGAAAGAAGGGGUGGUAGAGGUAGAGCCAGAGGAGUUGAUAUUCAAGCUCCAAUUACAAAUCAAGAGGUCAAUGAUGGAAAGUGA